Kickxella alabastrina is the source of this 1421-nucleotide messenger RNA. RefSeq lists its product as uncharacterized. NCBI's taxonomy places the organism in Eukaryota, Fungi, Kickxellomycota, Kickxellomycetes, Kickxellales, Kickxellaceae. The record is from RefSeq and is a predicted model, not a curated record. The transcript has a single exon. The coding region runs from base 219 to 1307 and encodes 362 amino acids.
UACAAAUCGUUGUCCUUUGCUCACACUCCUUGUGUAAACACGGGCGCCGAUCACAAUAAAGCAUAGUUACGCCGCCCGUGUUUCGCUUGUCAUUUUAUGUUCUCUCUGUGCGAGACGUACUUUUGCUAUAAAAAAGUAUUUUCAUUUUAAAAAAAUUGCCCAUGUAAACAAUUGUAGACGAAAAAUCUGCCGGCAGUGAGUCGCUUUCGAUCGAGACAAUGAUAUUCCCAAUCCCACUCACCCCGUGCGGCUACGUGAGCAGCGAGCAUCUGGAGUUCAGCCACUUUCUUCGCAUAGAAGUGAAGAUCCCCAACUGGCUGUCCAGCGAGCGGUCGGUGCAAAUCGACAUUCCCGUUCAAAUCAUGACCCACAGCUUGCUUGGCGCUACUCGCGUGAUGAACAGGCAGGCGUCGCUGAACAAUCUGGAGCAGGCAUACCAGGACAACGACAGUGUCAGCACGUUUUCUAGCAGGAGCAACACUGGCGCUCGGCCAGAGUCACGCCAGUCCUCGGAAAGAACAUCCAUGUCCCUCGACUCAUGCGCGGCUAUCGUCAACUCGCUGCCCCCGAGGUACUAUGACGUACUCCCAGCACAGAGGGCCGCGCCUAUUUUGCAGGUGCUCAACCAGGUCAACGCUUCAACGCUCUCUCAUGAUAGCCAGUCAAACACAGAGCAGGCAAGUAGUCGGCGCCCGUCCAGGCAAUCGCAGAGCACCCGCCAUACAACCAUGUCCAGCCUGCACAGCCUCGAGACCCGAACCAUCGCCUCCUCUCUCAACGCAGGCGACGAUGCCAACGACGACGGCGCCCGUCCAGUGGGACAGGCCCCAAGUCUUCCGGUACUUCCUCCCCCACUACCCCUGGCACCCAUGCCCACGUCGAUUGUUGCCGACGAGAUCUCAAACACAGUCAUCAUGUCGGCAUCGGGAAACAUGGUGUCCCUGGGCGGGGCCAAACCGCGCCCGCCAAUGAUGUCUCCAAGCGUGACCAGCGACUCUUCAGUCAUUAGCGACAUGGCCACCCUGAGGAUUUCUGCAACUAGUCCAACUACCACACCGGUGACUGCCGACGGCGGAAUACCCAUGUUGGCUAGCAAGCAGCGUCAGAACUCGGCACCCUCAAUCAGCCACCCGCCGCAGUCGCCCAUGACAACAUACGCCAGCGACCCCAUUUUGGAUGCUUCGAGUGAUGAGGACGCCGGAUACUUCAAGUCGUCGAUGCUGAACAAGGGGCUGGACCGCGAAAAGCCAACCGACCGCGGUCUUUUCCGCAUGCGCAAGAAUUCUACAAUAAAGCAGUCGCGCUGAUGAUGCAGUGGGGCUUGGUCCUACAGGGCUUUCAAAGUUUUAUUAAUACUAAAUUUUAGAUGCUUUGCCACUAAAUGCAGGUGCGAGCCACGCAAAAAAAAGUCGCCUGGACUA